CGCUGGACUGCACUGGGGAAUGCCCUGUAAAUUCAGCAAGACGCAGCUUUUACUCGGAGAGUUUGCUAUAGGGUUGAUUUGGACUUGCACCCUCCAAGCAAAGGGUGUGCUCGUUUUUAUUUGUUUUGUAAAUACGCGUGACACAGAGGCUCGGGUCCUGCUUAGACAGCGGCGCUUCUUGUUUGGGGAAGUUUGCUAAUUUUAAAAGUUGCGUUUGGGGAGAGAAUAGACGUCUUAUACUAGUGUAUGACAAGUGAGUCUUGUUAUUGGAUUUGGAGGCUUCAGUCAGGGUUUCCAUUUGUGUAUCUAGAAGAAAGACAGUGCGCGCCUGCUCGAACUAUUGAAAUCAUGCUCCUUCAGAUCUUUUUCAUGUGAGAUCACGUUAUGAAACGUGUUGGAGACACAGAUAUGUCUAUUUUAAAAAUAAAUUUAUUUUCCAAAUGUGUGGGCAAAAUAUUAUGUUGAAUUAAAUAGUUUUCAAAAUUGUUAUAUAACCAGCAGACUCGCGGCGGAUUUUGUUUUGUUUUGUACUAUGCUUGAAGAAUGCUUCCUAGAAAGAGUAUCAUUCCGGAGGAGUUUGUGCUGCCGGUGAUCACCCCGGGGUUGUUCCGCAAACCCCGCUUCAGAGACCGGCCGCAGAAAGCUCGCUUCCUCACCAAGAGCGGAGCCUGCAACCUGGCGCACAAAAACAUCCGCGAGCAGGGCAGGUUCCUCCAGGACGUGUUCACCACGCUGGUGGACUUGAAGUGGCGGUACACGCUGGUCGUCUUCACCAUGUCCUUCCUCUGCAGCUGGCUCCUCUUCGCAAUGGUCUGGUGGCUGGUCGCUUUUGGGCACGGAGAUCUGAACCCCAAUCGGGUGGGGAUUGAACCAUGCGUAACCAAUGUCAAGUCCUUCACAUCAGCUUUCCUCUUCUCCAUUGAGGUGCAGGUGACUAUCGGCUUCGGGGGCCGGAUGAUGACAGAGCAGUGCCCCACGGCAAUCACAGUCCUGAUCGUGCAGAACAUCGCGGGGCUCAUCAUCAAUGCCGUCAUGCUGGGCUGCAUCUUCAUGAAGACGGCCCAGGCGCAUAGGAGGGCCGAGACCCUGAUCUUCAGCCGGCACGCCGUCAUCGCCGUGAGGAACAACAAGCUGUGCUUCAUGUUCCGCGUGGGCGACCUACGCAAGAGCAUGAUCAUCGGGGCAGCCGUGCGCAUGCAGGUGGUGAAGAAGACCACCACGCCGGAGGGGGAGGUCAUCCCCAUCCACCAAAUUGACGUCCACACCGAGAACCCCAUCGAGUGCAGCAACAUCUUCUUAGUGGCUCCGCUGAUCAUCUCCCACACCAUCGACAAGACCAGCCCCCUCUAUGACCUAUCCUUCAAUGACCUGCUGGACAACGAUCUGGAGAUCAUCGUCAUCCUCGAAGGAGUGGUGGAGACCACGGGCAUCACAACCCAGGCCAGGACCUCCUACAUGCCCGAAGAGAUCCAGUGGGGCCAUCGCUUCGUGCCCAUCGUCACCGAGGAGGAUGGCGUCUACUCCGUGGACUACUCCAAAUUUGGGAACACCGCCAAAGUGGCGGCGCCCCGCUGCAGUGCCAGAGAGCUGGACGAGAAGCCAUCCAUUCUCAUCCAGGCCCUGCAGAAGAGCGAGCUCUCCCACCAGAACUCGUUGAGGAAAAGGAACAACUCCAUGAGACGGAACAACUCCAUGAGACAGAACAACUCCAUGAGGAGGAACAACUCCUCUUUGAUGGUGCCCAAGGUGCAGUUCUUAACCCCCAACGGCAGCCAGAACGUGCCCGAAACAUGAUACAUUGUGACAUCCUGUUUGCUGGCAUGUGUCGUGACUUUGGGAUACCUCAGAACUUCAAUCUUCUUAAUGGUUCCGGUACUUCGAGGAUUUCUGUGUCUUUGCCAGCAUGUUGGAUGUUUUCAUGCUGUGGGCCCUCUUCACAGAUCUUCAGCUCCCACUCAAUUGAACAGUCAGAUCCUCUUCACAAAGCUUUAACUCAAGAGGCUGGGUUCCAAAGCUAUGUACUUCAAAUCAUCAUUAGCACAGCUUUUUUUUUUUCAAAAUGGAAACUGUAUUUUAUUCCAAAUCAUUAGUAGCUUAUUUUUUUCUGAAAGAAAACACCCCCGAACCUGUUAACAAACCCAUCAUUUAAAUGACUGAGGUGUUUAUUUCUGGUUUGGUGACUUUGUUAGGUGUUUUUUUUGUCUUUCUGAAUAAAGCAAGCGAAUGCUGAUUUGGAGUAAAGAGCUUUGAGAAUCAAGUCCUAAAUCUUCAAAUAGCUCCUGAGUUAAGGCUGUGUGAAUGAAGCGGGCAGUGAUUAAAAGAGGCUUUUAAACAUCCUCAGAGUUUAGAGAGUACUUUGAAAGAACACGCUUUAGAAACUGGGGAAUAGUUUUAUGAUUCUUUCAUUAAUAAAAUGCCUUUCAAUAAAGCUGGAACAAAGGUUUAGUGAAUAGGGCCCUAUAUCACGAGAUAUGCUCUUACCAUUAAACAACAGUAUUUAUUGUCUAGGAUCUGAAGCAAUUCUUGUGCUUAAUAUUUGUGUUCUAUAUAUGUGUCUGAUGUACUGUAUCUUGUAUUUUGGAAUCUGACGUUUACCAGUUCCCAUUUGUAUGUAAUGUGCAUUCUUCUCAUAUACUUAUCACUCAUUACUUUGCAUAUAUAGUAGUACUAAAGAUAAAUCAUUUUUCAAUGAGUACCUUCGUUUUACUAAGCUUCUUUUUAGUAUACAUAUAAUCAUCGAACAGGAAUCAAAUGCCUCCUAACCAUCUGCACCCAAAUCUACCAUGCAGUCAGCAAACAAAGGAAGUGUAAGAGGGGAAACAGCAAAAGGGUACGGCAUUGCACAAAACAAACUGCCAUUAUACCUAUCUGAGAGUCGUGAGCAGUAUGGAAAUUACUUGUAUAACUGUUGUAAUCUGUAACGCAACACUGAGAAUGUUAUAUGAUUGAGUACCUUGCAGUGCGUCUGGUUUUUGUUAUGCUGCAGCAAAUAAUAUUCUACUUGUGCACUGCUGAAUAUUUCUACAUCUUACCACAUGCACAGAGCAGGCCUGAGAAAGUGAUUCUAUUAAUAUCAGAAGCUAUAUUGCUGUGCCCAAACAUUUUACAGGCUGUUAAUGUUAGAGAUACUUUCCAGCAAGCUGGGAAUUGCUUUACUUUGUUUUUCUGCUUGAAGUUUAGUGAUAGAGCACGUAAUUACGACUGACAAUUACAACUGUUUGACAAGUGUUAUAUAAAUAUGAAUGAAUCACA
Messenger RNA from Polyodon spathula (Mississippi paddlefish), 3252 nucleotides. RefSeq names its product ATP-sensitive inward rectifier potassium channel 8-like. Bases 544 to 1794 code for a protein of 416 amino acids. The record is from RefSeq and is a predicted model, not a curated record. Gene Ontology annotation, molecular function: ATP-activated inward rectifier potassium channel activity. Gene Ontology annotation, cellular component: plasma membrane. The transcript is spliced from 2 exons. Gene Ontology annotation, biological process: regulation of monoatomic ion transmembrane transport; potassium ion import across plasma membrane. Lineage: Eukaryota; Metazoa; Chordata; Actinopteri; Acipenseriformes; Polyodontidae.